This is a messenger RNA of Insectozyma verbasci, 345 nucleotides long. Lineage: Eukaryota; Fungi; Ascomycota; Pichiomycetes; Serinales; Debaryomycetaceae. The record is from the annotation of a GenBank genome assembly.
AUGUCUAGUUUCAAAAAAUUCACCGAUUUCUUAUUUUCAAAACAAUCACUUAAAUAUAUGUGUACUACCCACUUCUGGGGACCAGUAUCUAAUUUUGGUAUUCCGGUUGCUGCAAUUCUUGAUUUAAAAAAAGAUCCUGAAUUAAUUUCUGGUUCAAUGACUGGUUCAUUAAUUUUAUACUCUUUAGUGUUUAUGAAAUAUUCAUUAGCUGUUCAACCUAAAAAUUACUUAUUAUUUGGUUGUCAUUUUGUAAAUGAGAUAGCUCAAUUAGGUCAAGGUUUUAGAUGGGCGAAAUAUCAUUAUAGUGAUAAAGAAAAAGAAGAUCCAAAAUUAAUAAAAAAUUAG